AUGGUCAGGAUUCUGAUUAUUUCACUGUUUACAGCUUCAACCACUUCACAACCAAAGUCCACUCUUCCAACUUUUCCACCGUCAACAUUUCUCCCAUCAGUCUCCACGGCAACAACACCAACAGAAGAGAGUUUGAGCUCCACUUCAGGAACAUCUAAACCUCCAUCAGCCUCCUCUGAAGACAUCAGGAAGCAAGACUCAUCUUCAGCCUUCACGGCAACAACACCAACAGAACAGAGUUUGAGCUCCACUUCAGGAACAUCUAAACCUCCAUCAUCCUCCACUGAAUCCUCCGAGCAGCUCGACUCAUCUCCACCACGUUCAGAUCUGCAGCUUUACAUGGGUCUGAUUCUGGUGGUCAAGAUCUUCAUUUUAUCGAUGCCUUUGAUGAUUUUCUGCAAGAAGAGAAGAUCCACCAAACCUAAAGGUCCUGUGGAGACGAUCUACAUCAACGUCUCAGAGUCCAGCAGAGUGAUUGAGGAGAUCAGAGAGGACAGACAGAUCAGUUCUCCUCCUGUGGAAACAUCUUCAGUUCAGCCCUCCUUUAAGACUGAAACAUGAAAAUGCUGCACUUUUCCUUCAGGACUCCUGUAGAAACUCCUGCUUUGCUUCUGUGUCUGCUUUUAAAGCUUCCUCAGGUGUGAAGAGUGAACAUUUAUUUCCUGUGAUCUCAGCAGAAACUCACCUUUUCUAACUCUGAUCUCAACAAGCUCCUCGUAUGAAUCAGGGAAAGAUUCUCCUCCUUCUUCAUUAUUCCAUUUACUUAAAGCUCCAGUUCCACAGAGCAUGAUACUGCCACCUCCAUGCUUGAUGGUAGGUUUGGUGUUCUUUGGGUUAAAAAAGACUCUCCAAAGACAGACUGAAACCAGUUCCAAAAAGGUCUAAAAGCAGGAUCAAAAUCAAACCCAAUGCAGUCCAAAAAAUGUUCAGAACCAGUCAGAAUACAGUCUGAAACUAGUCCUAAAAAGUCAACAACCAGUACAAAACCAGAGCCAGAGCCAAAAGGACAAUGGAAUCUGAGGUUUAUUCUCUUUCUUCUCAUUUUCUGUCUUUACAAGCCGUCGUCUCGACUUUUAGAACGUACUUUCAUCCAUUUCUUUCCUCCUGAAGGUUAAACCACUUCAGCAGAUGUUGG
Messenger RNA from Acanthochromis polyacanthus (spiny chromis), 1135 nucleotides. RefSeq lists its product as uncharacterized. Bases 1 to 561 code for a protein of 186 amino acids. NCBI's taxonomy places the organism in Eukaryota, Metazoa, Chordata, Actinopteri, Pomacentridae. The transcript is spliced from 5 exons. The record is from RefSeq and is a predicted model, not a curated record.